UCACAUACGAGAGUAUCUCGUAAAAAUCAAUAAUGGAUAAACAGAUUUUAUAAAAGAAAAAAAAACUUUAGGCAUGUUCUUUUGGCGAACGCCGUAAUCAGCGGCAGCGUCUGCAAUUUAACCUAUCACCACCGGAAAAAACAGACAACCACAGCACUCAUAAACAAAGCCAGCCUCUUUUCUUGACGCUGCGGCAGUCGCCGAGGAAUAAAAGGAACGCUGAAUAUUUCAGCGGCAACUGAAUUCCAUAUAUUGCUCUUCCUGCAGUUCGCUAGCGUCUACUUUGAUUUUCCUUGCGUCAAUUUUAGUUUUCCGAUCCGUUAAAUUUGCUUCCUCCGCUGUGUUAUCUUCUGACGCUGCCGCUGGUUUCUGCGUUUAUCAACUUCGAUUUUUCUUCCUUGUGUGAAUAAUUGAAUGUAGCCUCCCCCAGGACCCCCACUCAAUUUUUCUCAUAAAAAACAAUAGCUCCAAAGUCCACCUACUCACAUCCGCAUGAAAAGGAAUCUUGUAUGUUUCAAAAUAUUAACCAUCCUAAAGUCUCACAUAAACAAAUAAAAAAAGAUAUUAUGUUUUCUUUAUUAUAUCAAAAAACCUAACACCCCUCAUCAUUACUCCCACUUCAAACCAAUCUGCUUCCUUGAAUGGCAAGUCUCUUCUCCUCACCUCUCAGCUCACGUUCUCUCUCUCUUCUAAUCAACCUCUUCUUCAUCUUCCUCAUCUAUCUCCAUUUCGCUUCACCAAAUCCUCCUCCCUCAGGAUCCAUCAAAUCCCUAAACUCUCUAGCCGGCGGUGACAAUGACAGCUGCAGCCAAGGACUCGCAGCCCUAGACGACCAGCGUUCCAAGUGUUCUUACGUUAUAUCUCAAUCAAAAUGUACCCCACAAGGUUACGUAGACUAUCUCAAGAUCUUCUUCUGCAUCUUCGGACAGUCCCCUGUUUUGGGUCAUCUAGUUUUAUCCCUCUGGUUAUUUGUUCUCUUCUACUUGCUCGGAGACACGGCCGCGAGUUACUUCUGUCCUUCUUUAGACAAGCUAUCUAAAGUCUUGAAGCUAUCUCCCACGAUGGCUGGUGUUACGCUUCUCUCUCUAGGGAACGGUGCGCCAGAUUUGUUCUCAAGUGUUGUGUCUUUCACUAAGUCGAAUAAUGGUGAUUUUGGACUCAACUCUGUUCUAGGCGGUGCUUUCUUCGUCUCUAGCUUCGUUGUCGGGACGAUUUGCUUGUUGAUUGGUUCUCGAGAUGUCUCUAUCGAUAAGUACAGCUUUAUACGCGAUGUGGUUUUUCUUCUGGUCGCUCUUUGUUGUCUCGGUUUGAUCGUCUUCGUUGGAAGAGUAACCAUAUGGGUUGCACUCUGUUACAUUUCUAUUUAUCUACUCUAUGUAGGGUUUUUAUCAGUUUCUCAUUUCUUGGGCAAGAAACCUAUAUCCGGUCAGGUUCUUCGUACUAGAGAGGAUUUAGCCGAGAUGGGCGUCCCAUUGCUCAGCUACAUCGGUGAGGAGAAACCGAUUCAGCCGCAAAAAGUUGCUCAAGAAUCAAGAACUCAAGAACAAGAAUAUGAGAUUUUGGUUCUUGAUUUGCCAAAGAAACAGCCGUCUUGCUUCUCGGUGCUAGUGAGCAUCGUAGGACUACCUCUAUAUCUCCCCCGGCGGCUCACGAUCCCCGUCGUCUGCCAAGAGAAGUGGUCAAGACCUUGCGCGGUUGUUUCCACAGCCAUCGCACCUGUUCUACUAACCGAACUUUAUUGUUCUCAUUACACCGGGUCCAAAAGCAACCUAAUCAUGUACAUAAUAUCUGGACUUAUCGGGUUAUUCCUUGGUUUGGUAGCGUUCUUGACCACGGAAAGUUCUCGUCCACCAACGAAAUUCUCACUGGUUUGGCUUCUAGGCGGUUUCACAAUGAGUGUGACAUGGACAUACAUCAUAGCACAAGAGCUAGUCUCGUUGUUAAUAUCAUUAGGGAACGUCUUUGGUAUUAGUCCUUCCGUGUUAGGACUAACCGUCCUGGCAUGGGGCAAUUCGCUAGGCGAUUUAAUCGCUAAUGUGACCGUGGCAGUUCAUGGAGGGAACGAUGGUGCGCAAAUAGCACUUUCCGGGUGUUACGCCGGUCCGCUUUUUAACACGGUGAUUGGACUAGGUGUUCCACUUGUUAUUUCCUCUUUGGCUGAGUAUCCUGGGGUGUACAUCAUUCCAAGUGAUAAUUCGUUGCUUGAGACACUAGGAUUCUUAAUGGUAGGCUUGCUUUGGGCACUUGUGAUAAUGCCAAAGAAGAAGAUGAGGCUUGAUAGGCUUGUCGGUGGCGGCUUAUUUGCUAUUUACUUGUGUUUUCUAUUCUUGAGAUUGGCUAGGGUCUUCGGAGUCCUUAAUAUCGACAAGUGAAUUUUAAAUAUUGUGAAUGUUUAGAAUUUUGUGUUUUUUUUUUGCAAUAGUUGUUUACUGUUAAAGAAGAAAUUUGCAAACAGAUGAUAGUUGUGGGUCGUAUGUAAUUCCUUAAAUUUUAAAGUGUUGUGAAUAUUGAGAGUGAUAGUUAUAUUUGUUUGUUGCUGAACA
This is a messenger RNA of Raphanus sativus (radish), 2543 nucleotides long. RefSeq names its product cation/calcium exchanger 1. The record is from RefSeq and is a predicted model, not a curated record. Gene Ontology annotation, biological process: monoatomic cation transport; transmembrane transport. Lineage: Eukaryota; Viridiplantae; Streptophyta; Magnoliopsida; Brassicales; Brassicaceae. The transcript has a single exon. Gene Ontology annotation, molecular function: monoatomic cation transmembrane transporter activity. Gene Ontology annotation, cellular component: membrane. Bases 642 to 2372 code for a protein of 576 amino acids.